Messenger RNA from Solanum dulcamara, 924 nucleotides. Its product is annotated as transcription factor MYB13-like. The record is from RefSeq and is a predicted model, not a curated record. NCBI's taxonomy places the organism in Eukaryota, Viridiplantae, Streptophyta, Magnoliopsida, Solanales, Solanaceae. The transcript is spliced from 3 exons. The coding region runs from base 107 to 883 and encodes 258 amino acids.
CCAAUUAUGAUAUAUCAGCCUUCCAAGUUCCAAGUGAAAAGAUAACCACAAAAAUCAAAACAAAACAACAGAGCAAGUAGAGAGAGAAAAGUAAAAUAAAAAAGCAAUGGGGAGAUCUCCUUGUUGUGAGAAGUUGGGAUUGAAAAGAGGUCCAUGGAGCAAAGAAGAAGAUGAUUUACUCAUCAAUUACAUUAAAAAAAAUGGUCAUCCAAAUUGGCGUGCACUUCCAAAACUUGCAGGUCUAUUAAGGUGCGGAAAAAGUUGUAGACUUCGAUGGACUAAUUACUUGAGACCUGAUAUUAAGAGAGGCAAUUUUACUCCUCAAGAAGAAGAUACCAUUAUCAAAUUGCAUCAAGUUCUUGGAAACAGUUGGUCUGCUAUUGCAGCAAGAUUACCAAAAAGAACAGACAACGAAAUAAAAAACAUUUGGCAUACUCGUCUGAAGAAGAAAAUGAGUAAAUCUCAGCCUCAAGAAACCCCGGAGAUACAUUCGGAGCCUGAAAAUUUUAAUGUGGACAUACAUUUACAGGAGCCCGAGAAUUCUAAGGAUAAUAAUUCCGAAAUAUCGAGUUCUAAAACAAACACCAAGAUUCAGCAACAACCAAGUUCAUCGUCAUCAACAUCAUCAUCGAGUGAAGAUUCAUGUUCAAACACAACUGCAACGAGUUCUGACUCUAGAGAUCAAAUAAUAUGGAAUAAUUUGUUAGAAGUUGAUGACGAUAUGUGGUCCGACGUACUAUGGGCACCGGUCGAUAACAAUUAUCUUGAUUUAUCAUUAGUGGAGGAAAAUUACCAGAUUAAUUCCAGCUUUAAUGAUAGUUGGUUUUGGGAUGAUCUUUUUACAAGAUCCAAUGAGUUGAUGUUAGAAUUGCCUGAAUUAUGAGCAAAAAAAUAAAAUAAAAUGUUGAGGUUUUUUUUUUUUUU